AUGAAUCCAAAUACACCUUUCAAUGAACGCUUCCAUAAGAUUCAAGAGAAAUUGAAUUCAAUCCCAUUACAACAUGAUCACUCAAAGGCUCAUCGUAUUGAUACGAUAUGUGGAAGAAUUACAGCAGUUGAAGAGAGAACUCAAGAUACAAUUACAUCUUACAAUAGAAAGCUUCACUCAUUAAAAGAUGAGAUAGUUCGUUUUUAAAAACAAAUUGAAGAAGAAAACAAUGCAUUUGAAACUCAAUUUGAACAAAGAGUAAGAGAGAUUGCAGCAUUUGAAAGUCGCAUCACAACCAAAUUGGAAUAGGAAAUAGCAUUGAGAAGAGAUGGAAAUCUAAAAUUACAAGGAUACUUGGAUGAGAAGGUUGUAUACUUGAAAUCUGAUAUCCAGACUGAAGGCAAAAUCAGAUAAGAAUAAAUAGAGAACAUUACUACAUCCUUAGAGAACGAUCUACCAAAAUUAUAUGACAUGGUGAAAACAGAAGGAUAAGAUAGAGAAGAUAGUGACAAUGGUACCUUGAGAAGAGCUGGAGAUGAAAUACGUCGUCUUAAUGAAGGAGUGGCUAAUCAAAAGAAAUUGAGAGAGGAAUCAGAAACAGCCAUCUUUGAGAUGCUCAAGGAUCUAGUGUCAAGAGUAAAGAGUGAAAUAGAAGAGGAGAAAAAACUAAGAGAAGAAUCGCAAGAAUCAUUAUUAGGUUUACUCGAAGAUGCAGCAAAUAAAAUUUAUAAGGCAGCCAAAGAUUGAUCAUUCAAAGAAAAAAAGUAUAUAAACACAUUCAAAUAAAUUUUAUU
Messenger RNA from Paramecium tetraurelia, 794 nucleotides. RefSeq lists its product as uncharacterized. The transcript has 4 exons. NCBI's taxonomy places the organism in Eukaryota, Ciliophora, Oligohymenophorea, Peniculida, Parameciidae. The record is from RefSeq and is a predicted model, not a curated record.